AUGGACCAACUUGCCACACAUAACAAGAUGCUUGAAAAUCAAAUUGCUCAGCAAGUAAGCUCUUUAAGCAAAACUGCUGAAGCACUUUCUCAAAUGCCAUCUUAUGCCAAGUUCCUCAAAGACAUUUUAUCAAAGAAAAGAAGGCUGGAGGACUAUGAGACUAUUGCUCUUAUAGAGGAAUGUAGUGCCAUAUUGCAGAACAAGCUGCCACCAAAACUCAAGGAUCCAGGAAGCUUCUCCAUACCUUGUCUUAUCAGUAACAUGAAUAUAGACAAAGCCCUCUAUGAUCUAGGUGCAAAAAACAUCCCUAUUAAGGUGGGAAAAUUCUUUAUCCCAGUUGAUUUUAUUGUACUGGAAAUGGAGGAGGACGUCCAAAUCCCUAUAAUCUUGGAAAGACUUUUUUUAGCAACUGCUGGAGCUGUCAUAGACGUUAAGAACGGACAGUUAACUCUUAAGCAAGUUGAAGAGGAAUUCAUUAAAGCACAACCUGAAGAUCCUCUAGGAGUAUCCAUCAUGCACAACCACAUAGCAGAGAAGGAGAACACGGAAAUUAUAGCUUGUGCGCAAUCCUUGACAGGUAAUCCACCUCUACUAUUGGCUCAAGUUUUCACUAUAGAAGAGUUAAAGGAGGAACAGCCCAAAGGCAAGGUUCAGGACAACACCAAACAGGUAGAACUGAAACCUCUUCCCUUUACGCUAAGGUACGCAUUCCUGGACUCAAAUUUUGAAUAUCCUGUUAUUAUCGAUGCUAGUCUAUCUUAA
Molecule: messenger RNA, 762 nt
Organism: Hevea brasiliensis (rubber tree)
Lineage: Eukaryota; Viridiplantae; Streptophyta; Magnoliopsida; Malpighiales; Euphorbiaceae
Exons: 4
Coding region: 1-762 (253 amino acids)
Source: RefSeq, a predicted model, not a curated record